Messenger RNA from Alnus glutinosa, 1720 nucleotides. RefSeq lists its product as uncharacterized. The record is from RefSeq and is a predicted model, not a curated record. The transcript is spliced from 4 exons. Gene Ontology annotation, molecular function: DNA-3-methyladenine glycosylase activity. Gene Ontology annotation, biological process: base-excision repair. NCBI's taxonomy places the organism in Eukaryota, Viridiplantae, Streptophyta, Magnoliopsida, Fagales, Betulaceae. Bases 284 to 1288 code for a protein of 334 amino acids.
CCUUCUCUGCUCAGUCCACUGUCUCCGUUCCACGCCCUCCUCUGUUUCUCUCCUCUCAGCUCCUUAACCCCAUUUCCUUCCUAUUCUCACCAAGCCUUUUUGCCCUCUAUUCUUUCCCUGAUUUCCUCUCUCACCACAGAAAUCCAGAAAACAUUGGCCCAUAUUAAGUAAUGAGUCCAUUGUAAAACAGAACUUCGGCUUGACCGUCGUCGUUUUAGAGCUCCAAUCAAACACGCAAGGCUAGAACAGCGGGGUUUUUGAAGUGUUAAAACUUUGUUCAGCAAUGUCUGUGGCCACUAAGCUUCAAUUAUCCGCUAAACCGGUUUCGGAGCCCCGAGCCAUUCUGGGUCUGGCGGGGAACAGAGUUAGGGUUUCCGAAGAACUGAAACGGAAGGCCGAGAACCCGAAAAAGCCACAGCGUCAGAGAAAUCGUGCCUCCGAAAUUCCUGCACCGGCCGUGCGGAACAAUGUCUCAAUCGACAGCUCGUGCUCUUCGGAUUCUUCUUCUAGCGGUUCCUCGGCGAAGAAAACGGUGAAUUCUCCGACGGUGAGGCGCAACGGGUUUGGGCCCGUGAAGGUCGUCCCGGACGGCGCCGAGGCCGUGGCGUUGUCUUCGCCGAAGAUUUCGGGUCCGCCAAAACGGUGUGAUUGGAUAACUCCUCACUCUGACCCAAGUUAUACUAUUUUCCAUGAUGAGGAAUGGGGGGUUCCAGUUUACGAGGACAGGAAGUUGUUUGAGCUACUUGUCUUUUCACAAGCGUUAGCAGAACUAAGCUGGCCAGCAAUUCUUAAUAAGAGAGACAUAUUCAGGAAACUUUUUGACAGUUUUGACCCAUCAGCCAUUGCACAGUUUACUGAGAAGAAGUUGAUGUCCCUGAAAGUAAAUGGCAGCCCGUUGCUGUCUGAACCAAAGCUCCGUGCGGUUGUAGAGAAUGCUAAACAAGUGCUUAAGGUUCAGCAGGAGUUCGGUUCCUUCAGUAACUAUUGCUGGAGCUUUGUGAACCACAAGCCAAUAAGAAAUGGAUUUCGUUACGCACGUCAAGUACCGGCCAAGACACCUAAAGCGGAAGUCAUAAGCAAGGAUUUGAUGCACAGAGGCUUCCGUUGUGUUGGGCCGACUGUUGUUUAUUCAUUCAUGCAAGUGGCUGGAAUCGUCAACGAUCAUCUCUUGACAUGCUUCAGAUACCAGGAGUGCAAUACAAAUCUCGAAAAGGAUUUGAAUCCCAAGAUUGAGGCGACAAAGGAAAUAAAUGAAGCUCUGGAGAGUACAUGCUUAUCUCGGGAAUGAAUUGCCUAAGCCGGAUAGAGAUCCCACCAAUUUUUUUGCCAUUUGGGCAGCAAAUUGUUGGAGAUCCGGAUCAUCCUAAGUGAGCCAGAGUUUGUUUCUUACUAAUCACACAAAUCAAAUUAAGUAGGAAGUUUGUUGUAAGGGGGUGAAGAGCGAAGGUCCGCAGCAACUGUUGUUUUACGUUUUUACUACAUCUAUAUGGUCUUGUAGCAUGCUUUCUUCAUCUGCUUGUGUGUCGUUUAACCUAACCGUAAACCUUAAAAGUAUAUGUUCUUGCUUUUUGACAGUAAAUGCUCCAUGUAAAAUUCCACGCAUGUUUUGCUCAUCUUUAUGGGGUUAGGAGGGGUGCCUUAAACUUGUGUGGUUCUUGUCAUUUGGGCCUUGUGUAAUCUAGGUUCCAUUACUAUAGUAAAUCCCAUGCGAUUUGAUUUA